Messenger RNA from Bursaphelenchus xylophilus (pine wood nematode), 9320 nucleotides. The record is from the annotation of a GenBank genome assembly. Lineage: Eukaryota; Metazoa; Nematoda; Chromadorea; Rhabditida; Aphelenchoididae.
AUGCCGGGUUCUGGGGAGGAUAAUGUUGUAAGUAUAACAAAAUUAUUUUUUGGUCAAUGCAUUCUCUUUAUUGAAUUUAGGCUAUUCAAAUCGACGGUGACGACGAUAUUGGGUAUGAAGAUGUUUAUAAUAGCACAAUAGAAGCUAAUGGCAGCUCAAAUAAGGCAUCAUUACAACAUCUAUUGCCUACUGAUGAUGACUUAAAGUCGUUGCAAUCUUCGGUCCAUCAGUCAUUGAAAUCCGCGUAAGAAGAUACAUUUAUUGAGUUAAACCACUGAUCUUUUCUAUUUAGAAAGUUAAUAACAACCAAGGUUUUCGAAAAGUUGAAAGGCGCAUUAUCAGCAACGAAAUUAUGGUGGAUUACAAUUGGAUUCUCAUUCCUUGGCGGCUAUUUAUUCAUGUGGCUGGAGGUCGAAGCCGAUCUGGCAGUUAGAAGGAACGCAUUUGAAGACCAUCUGGUUUCAAGAGACGUGUUCUUAUUCAAGUAAGUUUUGAAGAAAACAUUGUUGGUUAAAUGCGCAUCCAACGACCAAUAAGGCUAUUUUUACAUACCCACCCUCAUGGGAAUACUGUCGAGCAUUUAGUCGGCGUUUAACUUGGGGCUUAUAACAAAGCAUGUCACGAAAAGUACCCCCAUAGCUCUAACAAAUAUAUCUCUUUAAAAAGCUGUAAAUUGGAAACUGCCCCUAAGAAGUCUCGAAUUAAACUGUCUGCAUAAAAGUUGCCGUUUUCAGUAUUGAAAUGAUCCACAACAGCAGCAGUCUCCGCAAGCGUCAGGAAUGGAAAGAUGCAAUAAUGCAGUUUGAAGAGCGAGUCGGCUGCAGAUUGCCGGAGGUAAAAACUGUAUGGACUUUCUGGAUGAGUGUGCUGUAUGCUAGCACAAUAUCAACCACUAUCGGUAAUUUCGUUUUAACAUGCUAGUUCUUUGAGUAGCGCUUUUGAAGUACCGUCAUUUUUAGGUUACGGUAACAUUGGUUGCAUUACAAUGGCUGGGAGAGUUGCGACAAUGUUGUACGCAAUGAUGGGGAUUCCGUUAUUCGUGGUAAUCUUGGACAAGAUCGGAACAAUUUUGCUGAAGGCGUUAAAGAAUAUCAGUUAUGUUGUUGAUGACCUUUGGUUCUUUCUGUGUAAGUUUUUCCCAUAAAAUACGCAAUUGUUUUUCGCUUUUUUCUUAAGUGCCUCCCCCUAUGCUACAGUAUUUUUCAAGUUAAAAAAUCCUUUGAACCUAUGAAUUUCCAGGUGUCCGCUUCUACCCUUCCAAAGCCCGUGAUUCGACAAUCCGUCGGCGGUACAAAACUUUGUCCGUCAAGUAUGCGCGACGCGGAUUUUUUCGAUACAGUGUUCCUCCAUCAGAGUCCAAACACGUGGAGAAAGUGGAAGUUGUCGCGGAGAGGAAGAUCACACCGAGAGAUGUGGGUUCGAUGUUUGUGAAAAACCCGGUUCGACCGGUGGAUGACAUCAUUGAAAUGGGAGAUGCUGUAGAGCAAGUUGAUGAAGUGGAUGACAUGGAAAAGGCGGUUCAAGAAGAGCAUUUAGAGCCGACAGAUAGCAGGCAUAUUCCUGUGGUCAAUUUUGAGGAGGUAAGAGAGAUAAUGGACAACCUUUUGCCCCUAAAAUGGGCAAAAAAUACUGAAUCGACCUAAAAAUCUUGGCGGUUUCAUCAAAAUAAGUUUUACACUUUCAGCAUUUAUAUUUUCGCUUUCAGAAUCACACAAGCGUUGAAACCCGCCCUAGGCCCCUUCCUCGUCAAGGUUCCAUUGAAACCGCUCAUUCUCAUCACAGUUCCAAUUUUUCCAGCUCUCAGGCUACUGAUACAAACCAAUCGGAGGACUCCGAAGAUUCAGCUGAUGAGCAAAAAGCUCCUUUAGUUGAAGAAAAAGUAAUAGAAAAAACGGAAGAAAAAGAGGAGGAAGAAGAAGAGGAAGAGAGGGACCCGCCCGUAAUGGUUGCAAUAGUCUUGACAGUCGGGCAUAUUGCCACUUUUGCAGCACUGUUUUGCCUUUGGGAAGAGUGGGACUACUUCACUUCUUUCUAUUUUCUGUUCAUUUCGCUUAGCACUAUUGGUAAGUACUACAAUACGUAUAACAGUACAGCACAUCUUAAAAUAAAUUUGCUUUGCUCUUUUUAGGAUUUGGCGAUGUCACUCCAGCAUACCCCGAAUAUAUGGUAGGGACAUUUCUGGUCGUCUUAAUUGGGCUGGCAAUGGUUACGGUUUGCAUCAACGUGAUCCAAGAGAAGAUUACCUUGAUGUACAUGAGAGUGCUGACGAGAAUGCUGGAGGUGGGCAUUCAUUUUAUGGAAAAUGCGAUGAAAUCUCAUAGAAGUUACAAAUCAUCUUGUUUAGCAAUACAUAAAGGCCCAAGAAGAAGGAGAUCCAGAGGCGUUGAAAGGGUUUGUCGAAGGAUUCAACAACAACGCCAAGUUCUUGAUGCCUUUACUCAGUAAAAACGAGAGUGCCAAGGUGAUGAAAAGAUUCCGGCAGACCGCCAAGGACCGGGGGAUCUCAUUACCUCCGGCAUUAACUGAUAUCGACCCGGAAACGGGCCAAUUUUCGUUUUGCAAUCAAAAGUCCGAGGAUCUCGAUGGAUUCAUCGAGAAGACGAAUAAGGAGGCGCAGAGUGUCUUGAACUCUGCGAACUUCCAAAGAAACACUUGCGCUACUCAGACGACCUUCCAUUGUAAAGCGAAGAAGGUUCAGACAUCGGUGCCGGAAUGGUUGUUGGCCAAUAACAGCCAGGGAUUACAAUUCUCGGCCGAAUUGAGCGACAGUGGAAAUCAGACGGACACAGAGAGUGUGGAUUCGGGAGUUCAGGUGAGAAAAGAUUUUCUUUUGGAUAUUGGAACCGUCUUUAUUGAAAUCUUUACAGGUUGAAGUUGACAUGGAGUCUACAUACGUUCAAUUUGAUCACGAGUUUAUUGACACAGCCGAAAUUUCAACUUGCGUGGACGUUGUGUAAGUCAAAAAAUUUUUGGAACGUAAUGUGUCCACAUAUACACUACUAUGUUUAAAAUACGGAUAAUGACUUCAAACCUUUUAUUUCAGCUACACAGACACCUCGAUUCAGCCAGAAGUCUCAUUUAUCCGACAAUUGAUGGAAGAGGAAGAGUCUGGCUGGGAAAUGAGUGAGUCGGAGAGCGACGAUGACGUCACAGAGCAUCAUGAAGUAUCAGAACGACGGAGAAGGAUUCAAGAAGGCUUUCAAAGAAAGGCUUCGGAUGAUAAAAGGCAUAGAAAGCACGAUGGAAAAGAUUCCGUGCGACAAAUGAAGAGCAGAGUGGUCCAGGUAAGGAAAUUGUAAACAUUCUGGUUUAAAUUUUCGUAUACUUAAAUUAGAAUUUCCCCUAGGGCUUUUCUUCUUCUAUUCUUCCUAAUCCGCCUGCAUUUCAGACCUCCGUUGAGCUCACAUCCACCGAAUCCCAGGCAGGCCCGUCCUCGUUCACCGGCUAUAACGACUUCCAAACGAUGACAGUAAUCGCCAGAAAAGACGCUGAAAUCCAGCCGGAUUUAAUCAGAAUGAAGAAUAACUUUACACAAAUGAAGAGGAAGCUGAAAGACGCGGCGAUCCAGAAUUACCUUAUAGACGAACUCCUGAUCGAUCUCGAAACACAGGUCGAGUUGGAAAUGGUUGAAGCCGAAACUCAAGUACAACUUGAACAUGUAGAUCAAAAUGAUCAGACCGAUGUGGAAACGAAGAAUAUGAAUUGUCAAACAGAGGCUGUAGAAUUUGUAAACAUCAAGGCGAUCAAGGAUGGUAUUUGUCAGACAGAAGUGAGCAAGUCAAACAGGAAAGCGCAGACGGUCUUAACGUAUACAUGCAAAAACAUCGCAGAUUAUGAGGAGAGGAAAAAGGUGGGUGAAAAUUUGUAAAAGCAUCUGCUUAAACAAGGAUUGUCGUAAAUUGCCUAAAAAAGGCCGCAAAUACACAAAGAUCAUCAUAUUACAGUAACUCACAAUUUAAUGAUCUUUCGGAUCUUCAGGCAGAAUACAGUAAAGCCAAAGCAAAGUUCGAGAGGCAAAAGAAAUCGCGGGCAAGUGCCGGAGCAAAGGAGAAAAAUGCACUCGAAUUGCACUCGGACGAGUUGGAAGUCCUCAAAACCAAACUUUUCAAUCUGCGUCUGGAGCAUGCCCGCAGGCAAAAAAUGGAAAACGAGCCAAUCGAGUUUGACGUUAGACAGGUAGAAAUUACAUUACUGUUAAAAAGUUUACAUUGCCUUUUAAGGAAACCGAAAAAUUACUCGAAUUGUUGCAAAAUCUACGAAUCGCGGAGGGUACCAUGGAUAAGGAAGAGGUCAAAAGGCUAUUUCAACAGUAUCAUUUUCCCAUAGAUAUAAUCGAAAAGGACUUCAACAUAGACAGACUGAUUCAAUUAUUGGAAGAAGAUAGUCUAAAUGGAGAUGAAAGUGAGGAUGAUUUACUGGAUGAUGAAAUUCAAAUGUUCAUGAUCGCGAAAGAAGCUCAAACAGAAAAUCCUACGGAAGACAUUGGGGUCAGUUUGAAGGCUUUUUGGAAGUAUUAGGUCCUGUGGUUUAUGUGGAACAUAUGAUUUGAUUUUCUCGGGAAAAAUUGGUAAAAUACGUCAAUGGGAUUUAGGUCUGGAAAUUUUAGUUGCGAUACUAGAUUUUCGAACCAAAAAAAAAACAAAACACGACUACCGCUAUCAUAUCUAAGGUUUCUUGUCCUAUUGAUCCCCCGGAUAUAACAAACCCUUUCAGGUUGGAAAUUAUGUGGAAUGGACUGAAACUUCGCUUCAAACUGACAUCUCAGCCUUCCAGCGGGCUGAACAAGAAGUUCAAUCUACCCCAUCAACUGUUGAGUUUGGAAUUCUAUGCAAGGCUGAAGUCAAGGACAGCUCGGUAUGCACAAAAAAUUAGCUUAAUUUGUCAAUGCAAACUCCUUUAGGCAACAGCGAAACCAGAAAGUGUAUCAAGUCUGAUUCAAACAACUUCAUCCAUCGCGAAUGAAGUUGAAAAAGAAGUACAAGCAAAUCCAGUGUUGGUUGAACAACACAGUCAGGUGGAGACUGUCUUUGUUUCGGUGGGGCUGUCUCCACUGCAAGAAGUUAUUGAGAGGGUAAGUUACGAGUAUAUGCGGUCAAUUCAUCAUCGGAUAAAAGUUUUAUCGCUAUCGUAACUCUGGGAAAGCAUUUGCAAAACAAAAGUUUCCAGAACAAGCCUCCAGUAGAAUCACAAGAUACGCAGACAAUCGUCAAAGAAUUCACCGCCUCAGCCAUGCAAACGGAAGUCAAUACGGCGGAGAAGGUGAGUCAUGAGUUUGAAAAUUACAUUCGUAAUUGUUUUGUAGUAAAGGUAAAAACUCACUACAAUGAUACAAUUUUUUACACAUAAAAAUGUUCCAGGAAACCGAAGCGAGGCCUUCAACCAGCUCAGUAAUUGUUGAUGCAAUUCCCGCAACUCAAAACAACAGCACUUACAUCAAAGUGAUUUAUAAGGAUUCGGAAUCUCAAAGCGCAAUAAUGACCGCUGAGUUGUCGAUUCAAACAACUCCAAAUCUCAAAGAAUCGGAAUGCCAAGCGACCGCGAACAUGGUCGAAAAAUCAGCACAAAAUGAAAUCGAAUUUGCUGAAAAAGGCAGUCAGUCCCGAGUGUCUUCGAUUAAGAAGCAGAAAGAUGAAAAAGAUGGAGAAGGAGGGCCAGAAACAGCAUCUGAUGAUGUAUUCUAUCCUGUGGAUAACUCGGUUCAAUACGAAGAUCCAAGAGAAUUCGUGGAGUGUGGAUGCAAUGCGUUAGUGUCGAUGUUCAAGAAAGAGAAAGUACAACGGAAAGAAGGCGAGACAGAUGUAAGUAAUGCAGUCAAGGUUUACAAAAAGGCCUUUAAAGCACCCUGUUUUUGCCAAAAUACAGAUUAAGUUUACAGAAUCAUACUUUUUACUAAAAAUUAACUGUAACAUAGACUUUUGAUCUGCCCAAUUUCUGUUGUAUUUUGUGCAAUGUCUUGGCAUAGAAAACGAAACUUUUUAGGAGACCACAGAAGAGGAAAGUUACUUUUUAUCCGACAACUUCACCCAACACGAGACAGAGCUCAUAGAAAUGGCAACCAUGCCCGAAGUUUCCAUGUUCAAACUACGGACUGAUGGAAAGCAAGGAGCUGAACUCACUGACGAUUUGGCAGGUGUAAGUCAAUUCUUCCACGUUUGCGGCCACGCUACUAUAAGAAUUUUAUUUAUCGGGCUUUCAUUUUGCAGCAGUCUCAGUUUCUGGUAUUUAGCAUGGAAUUGCUACAUCAUCCAUGUCUUUUAUUAACGUUAAAAUUACUUUAUAGAUCUGUUUCCCCAAGGACGCCGAAGUCCAGCACGACCGGGGCAUGGAAGACAAAGUCGAUUUUGCCCUUCAACCGCACGUUUCAAUGUUCAGGCCAAAGAAAAAGCGACCGCAGUCUCGGCAGUCCGCCUCCGACCAAGCCGAACUGGACGAUGAUAUCGACUUUAUGAUCGACUCGUUUACUCAGCACGGUUUCACUUGUAAGUAUUCGUACUACCACAACAAUAUUACCCUCCUUUCCAGACUCCCAUAUUGCCACAGGUAUGGAUAUCGAAUACGCGAGUAAAGAAGUUACCGCAGUGGUUGAAACUCGAGCGUACGGAGUGCAAAGUGAAAGUGUUUUAGUCAAUAACUCUGUUCAAACCACGCCUAGUGUUGCUCAUAUCGAAAUACAAGCGGUUCCAUCAACUUCGGAAGCAGCUACAAUCCCCACAGUAUCAAUGUACAAGAUCCCCAGUGAAGCGUCUGAAUUUUAUCGACAAAAAUUAAAGGCCGAAGUGGGAGAAGUGCAAUUCAUGUUGGACAGUGAAAGUCAAUACGACAUAACCAAUGAGGACAAAGAGUGUCAAGCCCAAGUGCAGACGCGAGAUCAUAGAGUUGGAGAGCAUGUCAUCUUCAAAGAAAAUUCAACGCAGUCGUCGUUGUCGACGUUCAAAAUAAACGAAAAGGAGUACCAGAAGAGAAGGGAGAGUAUGGAUCAAGGAGCCAGAGGGAAUGGAGAAGAGGCGGAUGUGGAUUCGGUAAGGGAAUAAAAUAAAUUUAUGUCCCUGCGAGGGCACAUCUUCACACAAUGGUAUCCGGAAGCCAAUAUUCAUUGUAUAACUGAUAUCAAUCUGUCGGGAAAAUAAUGACGCAUCUAAAAUCGCAUCACCGCAGGGAAAAUGAAACAAAAUUCCUUUUUACUUUAGUGACGCGAUCGGCGCAGCGACGUUAUGCUCAUUAUUUUCCCGACAGACUGAUACUAAGCCUAAAAAAGCGUUUAUACAUUAUAAAUUCUUGUUGUUGGCGUUUUGCAGACGUAUCAUAAAGAUACCACCACUCUUUUAUUUUUAGCCAGAGGUCUAUUUCCUCAUCGAUGCCUCCACUUCCCAUGAUUACUCCCUUCUUUCCACCGAUGCCGAAACACAACAAUCUGCCGACCUCAAACAUAAUGGACAACAAACUGUCUACAGCGGCACUAUUGUAAGUAAAGUAAUCAUAAAUUGUACUUGUUACUUUUUAUGCGUCUUUUUUCGGCUGAACUAAUAUUGUUUUUGGCACAGGUGGAUGCAGAGAGAACGCACGAAACUCAUCUUGUGAAUGUGAAAGAAAACCGCGCCGCGUGUUCGUUACGUGUGCCGUUAACGCAGCGCGAAACGACGACGAUGAAGUUGAGGGAGCUGACAAAGGUGGAGAAGAAGGCCGUGAAGCGCGUGAUCAGCCGGGAAGUUCAGACCAAGGUUGAAGUCAAGGAAAUUGGGGUGGGGAGAACGGUGAGAUGCGCUCCAUUUGCCUGCCAAAUGUCCGUUGAUCUACAUCAUUGGGGAGUCCAGGUAAGAAAUUCAGAAAGUGGGAUACAUAUCUGAUACCGAAAAAUUUUAAUAAUUGAAAAAAAUGGAAUUAAAAUGAUCUUCUUUUGUUAUAGACCAUAUUUGCAAAGCAACAGCUAAAAUUUCCAAAAAUUUAUAAGAUAAUUGCAUAGUGCAGAUGACUUUUCAAUCUUUUUCAGUGCGAAAGCCUCAACUCUCAAUCCCAAUAUGCUCAAACUCAAAUGGAAACUCGUAACAUUGAGUCUCAAGCUGCUGUAGAAUCAUCUUCAGCGUCGAUUCAAACCAUCAAAAUGAAGCCAUCGAUUCGAAAUUCAAAGAAAAUGCAAACCGAAGUGUUGCAGACCGAAAUCAACGCUGAUGUCUACGUAAGCCUUCAAAUGACCGAGUCCAGAGAAUCGGCUAGCCGAAAAUGGAACUCCAAACGUCGAGUUACUCUUCGAAAACAGCUAAAAUUAUCCGAUGUCAAGGGAAUCCAGACCGAAUCCACGACUGACGUUGUUUUUGUGGAGCCACCGCGAAUAAAUCGCGAAGAUUUCGAGUGUCAGGUCAACAUCUCUAAAGAUCUCGUCGAAUUCUCGGUUAAUCAAGCCUUCCGCAAGCCAGCCAGACUCAUGCGAGCCACUAAAACUUUGCCCGAACACGCUAAAUCGACCGUUGAAAAGUCGAUUGUCUACUACAAAGUAACUGGUAUAACUCAAGUGCCAGCUGGACCAAAAACGAGCCGAUUAAUAAAACGACGACCGCUGAAGCAGCGAAUCGAAGUGUCAACGCAAACCGAGCGAAAAUCAUUUGUUUCGUUCGCUAUCGACGCUGAAUUACGCUGCGAAUCCGAUGAACUCUACGCAAACGUUCGGCUCAAAACUCCGCGAGUCAUCUCCACCGAGGCUAGAAUACGAAUGGCUAAGCCCAAGAUUCAACCUAAAACAGCUAAGCCAAUGCCAACUGAAAAGCUGAAAUUGCCAAAAAUCGAAGAAAGAGUUCAAGUGUCAAGUACAAUAUCAGAAAUGACCCAGACGGAAAAAAUUAUUGCUCCGGAUCAAGUUGCAGCCGGAGUUCAGACCCUCAGAGUCCCAAAAAGGACCUCUAUGACGCAAACAGACGAGUUGCCUCCGGCACGAAUCAGGAAGGUCUGAUUUCCUGGCAAGUAGGGUGUUGCACUUGAAUUGCUUGGUUUUAAUGUAUAUUUUUUGUUAAUUUUAGUAGGCUUGAUGUGCUUAUAACCUUAAAGUUUAAAAACGUUGCUAUUUCGAAUACUAAAAUUAUGACAAAAAUUAAUUUUUAGACCGAAAUGUACCAAGCUUACAAGGCCGAACAUACCCAUGAAGCUUCAACCCAAACGGGAGUCCUGGCCCGGCUGGCCACACAAUACAAAGAGCAGCCCACAGUAAGACAUCUUAUGGUCACAAUUUUUGAUUUGUCCCUAUAAUGUAAUCUGCAUAACGAACGUUUGGUUAAGGAAAUGUAAUCUUUUUAUUUCAGCCUGACAGCCCCAAAACAAAGAAACCCAAAUAA